Anisakis simplex (herring worm) is the source of this 465-nucleotide messenger RNA. The record is from the annotation of a GenBank genome assembly. NCBI's taxonomy places the organism in Eukaryota, Metazoa, Nematoda, Chromadorea, Rhabditida, Anisakidae.
AUGACUGUGAGCCUAACAGCGAUUAUUGUAGAAGCGACAAGAAAUACCACUUUUGCAUUACCAGUCAUGCUGGUGUUGAUGCUGACUAAGUGGGUUGCCGACUUCUUUAAUGAGAGUCUUUAUGAUGCACAUAUUGAAUUGACAGAGACACCGAUGUUGGGUUGGAAUCCGCCCGAAUUGUCGAGAAAUAUUCAAGCAGAAUUUGAUGCAUACUUGAACAAGUUAUAUUUGAGUGCAGAGGAGGAGAGCUGUUGGAUCGAUUUCAGACCGUACAUGCAUAAAAAUCCAAAUCGAGUCCCGUUAAGUGCAUCGCUUCAGUCGAUAUUCAGUUUAUUCAGAGGGCUGGGUUUGCGAUUCCUGAUCGUUUGUGAUCUUCAUAAUCGGGUGAGUUUUAUUCAUUUAUUGUGCAUGUUAUUUACCGUUGGUUAUUAUUGUUGUCAUUUAUUAUUAUUGUGUAUCAUUUAG